Stegostoma tigrinum is the source of this 960-nucleotide messenger RNA. Its product is annotated as late histone H2B.L4-like. Gene Ontology annotation, molecular function: protein heterodimerization activity; structural constituent of chromatin; DNA binding. Bases 474 to 854 code for a protein of 126 amino acids. The record is from RefSeq and is a predicted model, not a curated record. The transcript has 4 exons. Lineage: Eukaryota; Metazoa; Chordata; Chondrichthyes; Orectolobiformes; Stegostomatidae. Gene Ontology annotation, cellular component: nucleosome.
UUAAAAUUUGUUCAAAUAGCUCUGUUCCUCUUGACAAUCCACCUGAAUUUUUACAUAAAACACAAGAAAGCUUCAUGCCGUUUUUUUCAAACAAGCAAGAUCACAAUAGAACCGCCCUCACUUAUAUUUUGCAAAGAUUGUUCAACAGUGUUUAUUCUUCAGUAAAUUCAGUUUGACGGUUCCAGUUGUGCCCACUGAAUGACAGAAAACAAAAGUUCAACACCGAGCAUGUUAAUGUCCGCGCCAUAAAACGAAAUCCAAGAGGAAUGAAUACACAUUCAGUUUUUGAGUGACUGACCAAUCCCGAACGAAACUUACUAUCAUAAACCGGACAGUGACCAAACUGUAUCCACAGAGUCGGAGACUGACAAAGAAAAAAAGAAAACACUUGAAUGACCAAGACAAAGUAAGAUUUCUUCAGUGCAGAGGCAAGUGUGACCAGAUCCUUCUGAUAAACAGCAGUGACCGUCGUUAUGGCAGAUGAGAAGAAAUCGCAAGCAACUUCCAAGAAAGGCGCGAAGAAAAUCAUCAAAAAGGCGCCAGGGAAAGGCGGCAAGAAAAGGAACCGACGCAGGAAAGAAAGUUACUCCAUCUACAUCUACAAAGUGAUGAAGCAGGUUCACCCCGACACCGGCAUCUCCUCCAGGGCCAUGAGCAUCAUGAACUCGUUCGUCAGCGAUAUUUUCGAGCGUAUCGCAGGGGAGGCUUCCCGCCUGGCCCAUUACAACAAGCGCAGCACCAUCAGCUCCCGGGAGAUCCAGACCGCCGUGCGGCUGCUGCUGCCCGGGGAGCUGGCCAAGCACGCCGUGUCGGAGGGUACAAAGGCGGUGACCAAGUACACCAGCUCCAAGUGAGACACCUCACUGUGCUGAAAGCCCACACCAAUCCAAAACCCAACGGCUCUUUUAAGAGCCACCCACAAUUGCACUGAGGCAGCUGAACCGUUUUAACUUGGAUAGC